Neocloeon triangulifer is the source of this 1542-nucleotide messenger RNA. Its product is annotated as protein takeout-like. The transcript is spliced from 6 exons. The record is from RefSeq and is a predicted model, not a curated record. Bases 163 to 966 code for a protein of 267 amino acids. NCBI's taxonomy places the organism in Eukaryota, Metazoa, Arthropoda, Insecta, Ephemeroptera, Baetidae.
AGCUUCGCUUUCUCUGUUUUGACGCGCCGCAGUGAGAGUCUCAAUUUUAUUUUAUCGGAUCCAUUCAAGACCAACUUGGACCGCGCAAUAGCACCAUUUCUGCACUUGCGGCGCGUACAAUUAUUAGCAAACGCAUCUAGAUUCAUUUCUUUGUUCUACAAUAUGGAAGCAGGGAAGAUUUGUCGCGCCGUUCUCCUCUUCCUGUCUGUGAUAUUUUCAACCACUCACGCAGCUAAGUUGAAAAUUGGUGACUUCGCUCAAGCGUGCAGAGCCGACGGCCCUGAACUUAAUGAAUGCGUGCGCCAGGCAAUGCUGAAAGUCAUUCCAAAAAUGGCAAAAGGAGUGCGAGACUUGGGCUUGAUUCCCUUUGACCCCCUGAAGGUGCCCAAGGUGGUGAUUGACCAAAGAGGAAACGGGCCUGUCGGUCUCCAACUCACCUUUGUAAACUCGGAGCACGUCGGAGUCAGCAAGCUGGCGCCGCAUACUGUCAGAGUUGUGCCAGAAAGAAUGUAUUUUGAAAUCAACUCAACCUUGCCCAACUACAGAAUCAUUGGCGACUAUGAGGUUACAGGAAGGAUUUUGCUUCUCCCUUUGAUCGGAAACGGUCCUAGCAAUUUUUCGAUGAAUGACCUCCAGCUAAAUUGGGUGUUUUUCGGCAAACCAGAGGUGCGAAAUAACAAAACCUACUGUCGGCUAACCGACUGCAGAAUCCGCAUGAGAAUUGGCUCCGGUUUCAUGAACCUUGAAAAUUUGUUUAAUGGAGAUAAAAGACUUGGCGACAACAUGAAUCGAAUCUUGAACGACAACUUCUUGGAGGUGAUCAAGGAAGUGCAGCCUGCUUUGGAAGAAACCUUCAGCCAGUUGUACUUGAAGCUGAUUUCACCAAUUUUCGCCUCUGUCAAAUACGAAGACGUUUUCCCUGGUAUUGACCUGUCGAAGGUCAGGGCAGGUUCCUACGACGUCUAAUUGUCUCACCAAUUUUGCUUGAAAUCUUGAGAGAGAUUUGAAAAUUUCCUCUACUUCUAGUACAAAUUAUUCCCUUUAAAUUUAAAAAGAUUCAAAAUAGAUAGUUAAUUUUGUAAUAUUUUAAUUAAAGAUGAAAAUUAGUAAAGAAGCUUUUCUUAAGUAUAAUAAAAUUAUGGUAGUAUAAUGUAGUCAUUUUUUAGAUAAAAAAUGUCUUUUUUUAAAUUACUCCACUAUAGUAUUAAGUUGAAAACGUUGACGCUCUUUUCAUCUCUCCAAAUCAAUUUUUGCCUUUAGGCAACCUGCGAAGCUUGGUUGAUUGGCGGGGUUGCAUAGCUUUGCAAAUGCCAGUCAAACAUCUUAUGUUUUUUAUCAUGCAUACAAAUUUAUAAAAUAAUUUAUUAUUAAGAAUGAACUUAUCGAAUUAUAUAUAGGCUUUGAUGUAAGCAAAAAUAGCUUUUAGAUAUUUAAAGAUUAUUUUAUUAGAAAAUUGGCACAAUAAAUAAAGAGGAGGAUUAUUAGAAAUGCUUAGAGAAUUAAUAACUUCAUAAAAAUACAAAGAUAAUAUUCAUUAAAAAA